Molecule: messenger RNA, 363 nt
Organism: Durusdinium trenchii
Lineage: Eukaryota; Dinophyceae; Suessiales; Symbiodiniaceae
Source: the annotation of a GenBank genome assembly
AUGUUGGCCGCCAAUGCCACUCCUGAGAUGUUGUGGAUCUCCUGUACUAGCAUGGCAGGGGUUCUCAAAACGCAUCGCGCACGAGUCCGUCAUUUCUUCCAAGCAGAUGCACCUGGAUUAGCCAGUGCCAUGCUUUUGAGACUCAAGGCUGGGACGUUACUCACGGAGCUCUCCUUCGAUGGUGCUCUGAGCGUGAAAGACCUGCGCGAGGAGCUCGCAAAGAGGCUCGCCCUGCCAAAGCCACAUUUGGCGCUGCUCUCGACAGAUGGGAAACUGCUGCAGGCGCAUGACCCACGUUCACUGAGGAGCAUUUUCCUGGAGACAGGUGGUCAUGCCAAGCCCGAAGUCUUCGACGGAAGCUAG